AGGAACCGGACGGGUCCAUCAUGUCCUACUAUGAGCAUUUCGUUCUGGAUUACGACUCAAAUGACACAGGCUCUGGUUCUGGUUUGGGUUCUGGGGAAGUGGGUGUGGAUCUGGAGGAGCCCUGUGGGAUGGAGCACCUGAUGACAGCGGAGCUCCAGCAGGUCUUCCUGCCGGUGGUCUACUCACUCAUCUUCAUCCUGGGCAUCACGGGGAACGGGCUGGUGGUGCUGGUGCUGGGCUGUCAGCGCAGGUCAAAGUGCAGCCUGACAGACCGCUACCGCCUCCACCUCUCUGCUGCUGAUCUGCUCUUCGUUCUGGCGCUGCCCUUCUGGGCUGUAGACGCCGCUCUGGCUGACUGGCGGUUUGGAGCAGCGACCUGCGUUGGCGUGCAUGUGAUCUACACAGUCAACCUGUAUGGCAGCGUUCUUAUCCUGGCGUUCAUCAGCCUGGAUCGGUAUCUGGCAGUGGUCCGAGCCACAGACACAAACAGUGGUGGUCUGAGACAGCUGCUGGCACACAGGCUGGUGUAUGUAGGUGAGGAGCUACACACUUUUGUUUUCCUUCUGCUCUGCAGGUCUUCAUUCUUUAACUCAUUCCUGUGUGCAGGAGCAUGGAUGCCUGCCGGUCUGCUGGCAGUCCCAGAUCUGAUCUUUGCCCGAACUCAGGAAGGAGGAGAAGGCUCCACUCUGUGCCAGAGAUUCUACCCAGACGACAACGCUCCUCUGUGGGUGGCAGUCUUCCACCUCCAGUUGGUGCUGGUGGGUCUUGUGAUCCCCGGCCUGGUGCUCCUCGUGUGUUACUGCGUCAUCGUCACCAGGCUGACCCGCGGCCCCCUCGGUGGCCAGCGGCAGAAGCGGCGUGCCGUCAGGACCACCAUCGCGCUGGUGCUCUGCUUCUUCAUCUGCUGGCUCCCUUACGGAGCGGGCAUCUCCGUGGACGCUCUGCUGCGCCUGGAGGUCCUGCCGCGGAGCUGCAGGCUGGAGGCUGCCUUAGGGGUGUGGCUUUCAGUGGCUGAGCCCAUGGCCUUUGCACACUGCUGCCUGAACCCACUGCUGUACGCCUUCCUCGGCGCCGGAUUCAAGAGCUCGGCACGGAGAGCCCUCACCCUGAGCCGGGCCUCCAGUUUAAAGGUUUUACCCCGAAGACGCCCUGGAGCCUCUACGACAACAGAGUCCGAGUCCUCCAGUCUACAUUCCAGCUAGUCCUUUCUGUAUAAUACAAGUGAAAAAUCCACCUAAAAUAAGGAGCAGUCUGCUGGUUCCAGACUCCUCAAUAUUGAUGUAAAUAGUGUUAAUAUGCUGCUGUUUUCAUGUGCAUGUUUGUCAUAAAUAAAAAGAGAAUUUUAACG
This is a messenger RNA of Oryzias melastigma (Indian medaka), 1348 nucleotides long. Its product is annotated as C-X-C chemokine receptor type 4. Gene Ontology annotation, cellular component: membrane. Bases 21 to 1202 code for a protein of 393 amino acids. The record is from RefSeq and is a predicted model, not a curated record. Gene Ontology annotation, biological process: brain development; G protein-coupled receptor signaling pathway; neurogenesis. Gene Ontology annotation, molecular function: G protein-coupled receptor activity. NCBI's taxonomy places the organism in Eukaryota, Metazoa, Chordata, Actinopteri, Beloniformes, Adrianichthyidae. The transcript is spliced from 3 exons.